CGUGGAAGUAAAAUCUAUUGCAUCAGUUUGAACACAUGUAGACUGGAUGUGAGACCUGAUGUGGCUUUCAGCUCGUCAUGUUACAUAUCUUAAAGCUCUACGGUGGUCAGACGGAAGCAUACGGGACUUCCUGGUAAAUGAAGUUAAGUACGGUGCUGCACCUGUUGUGUCUUGUACUAACGCCAAACUCCAUUCAAAUUACUACUCGUUCCUUGCCUCGAUUAUUAUCGUAUAUCUGAGGCCAAAGAGGGUUAGAUUACUUUAUUUUCUUAACCGUGUGGUUCUACUUUAAUUCGGCCCAUUGUCUGAACAAAAUAACUCGUUUUCCUGAUAAUGUUAAUUAGCUAUCGGGCAGCGGUAAGCUAACCUGGGUCGAUUUGACUGCGCUGCUUGGAUAUCACGUGGACUCCGAACGGAUCGGCGCCACCUAACGCGCUCACAGUGAGGAAAAGUGACACCCCCGGCUGUGCUUGCUUGUGUUGCUCUGACAGGAAGUGGCUCUACUGACAGGAGAGAAGAUCCUCCGUCCCCGUCACUGACGGACAGACAGUUCGUCACAUCUUCAGCCCUCACCCUGCUGACUGCUUCCUGUCUGCUGACUGCUUCCUGUCUGCCGACUGCUUCCUGUCAGCUGACUGCUCUGUCAGCAGGAGAGCAGAAGAAGGAGAAGAAGAUUUUCUGCCUUCAACUAUUCGUCCAUAUUAAAUUCGUGACGAGGGACUCGGGCUGAACGCCAUGUUCAGUGUCAGAUAGAUUGGUGUGUUCGUUCUGUUAAACCCUCGGCGGGCGGGAGAGCGGCUGACAGAGAGGCGGAGAGAUCAUUGAGGUUCCCUUGGUGGCCAUGUUGGGGCCUCGGCUCGCACCUGUCACCUCUGCCGCCGCGCCGCCAUCUUACAUCAGCGCUUGAAGUUUGUGAGCUGAAACAAACCUGAAACUGAAGCUGCGUGUUUCCCAUGAAGGCCUCGGUUUCUUGAUUCUUUUUCUACGCUUGUUAUUUGUGUGUAAAGCGAGUUAGCGUUUGCUCUGAGACCGUUGGCCCAUCAUGGCGGCGUCCAGCUCGGAGCCGGCAGCAGAUCUGCUGAUCGAAUGCAGCAAAGAGGAACCGUCUCCUCCCUCGGAAAGCGUCUCCAAAGAACUCAUCGUAACAGUGAUGAGAGAGGGGCCGGGCCCCGCGCCGCGGUCGGACGUCGUAUCCGAGGUCCCGAGCAGUAACGGCGCCGCGGACGGUCCUCUUCCUGCCAGAGUCCUGGAGGAGGAGGCCACGCCCACGCCACCGGAGUCAUCGUCGCUGUCAUCUGAAAACGGGACGGUAACCGCCAUCACCACAGAAGAAGAAUCUCUGUCGGUUCUGCUCGGACACAUUAAGACCGAAGGGGGGCAGGACAGAGGAGGAGAGCCAGGUCUGGACCUGGACCUGGACGAGAGCUCCUCUGUGGCGACGGCGGGCGGCUCAGAUGACCAGCGGGAGUCCACAGACUCUGCGUCCUUCUCCAUUCCCAGCCUGGAGCUGUCGGACGGGGUCGCGGCCGCAGGAAACUCCCUGGACGUGGAGGACGGCCUGUCCUCGUCCUUCUCUGCUCUGGGUGCGGAGGCCGGCUCUCCGUCCGCUGAGGUCCCCAGUCUGAAGGACGGCGAGACACCGACAGCUGCUGGGGGCGCUGUGGCCGCAGCCGCUCCUCCCGCCGCCUCCACGGCUGCUGCUGCGGUUUCGGAGGCCGGGCCGUCCAUGCCGGCGUAUUACCUGGUGAAGUGGAUCACCUGGAAGGAGAAGAAGACUCCCAUCAUCACUCAGAGCGAGAACGGACCCUGCCCCCUGCUGGCCAUCAUGAACACGCUCUUUCUGCGCUGGAAGGCUAAACUUCCUGCUCAGACUGAAGUGGUCACCACUGAGGAUCUGAUGGCUCACCUGGGUGAGUGUGUGUUGUCUGUCACACCCAGAGAGAAGGCUGAUGGGAUGGAGCUCAACUUCCAACAGAAUAUGAGUGAUGCCAUGGCGGUGCUCCCUAAACUGUCCACAGGUCUGGAUGUGAAUGUGCGUUUCACCGGCGUGACGGACUUUGAAUACACACCAGAGUGUAUCGUCUUUGACCUGCUGGACAUCCCGCUGUACCACGGCUGGCUGGUCGACCCACAGAGUCCAGAGAUGGUGGCGUCUGUUGGGAAACUGAGUUACAACCAGCUGGUGGAGAAAAUCAUCGACUACAAACACUCUGCUGACAGCAGCCGAGUCAGUGAAGGUCUGGUAGCAGAGCAGUUCCUGGAGUCGACGGCGACCCAGCUGUCGUAUCACGGUCUGUGUGAACUCAACACGACGGCCAAAGAGGGAGAGAUCUCAGUGUUCUUCAGGAACAACCACUUCAGUACCAUGAUCAAACACAAGGGUCACCUGUACCUGUUGGUGACAGAUCAGGGCUUCCUGCAGGAGGAGGGUUUGGUCUGGGAGUCUCUUCAUAACGUCGAAGGGGACGGAAACUUCUGCGACUCGGACUUCAGACUGUGUCAUCCUCCGCAGAGAGCUCCGCCCCCCGCCGCCCUGCCGCCCACCGCCCAGGAGCAGCAGAGACAGAUCGACCAGGACUACCUGGUGGCGGUGUCCCUGCAGCAGCAGCAGGGCGGGGCCCCGGGGCCCCUCAGCGACCUGGAGCUGGCCCGACAGCUCCAACAGGAGGAAUACCAGCAGCAGCAGCAGCAGCAGCAGCAGCAGCAGGGACCAGUGCAGGCGGCGCAGCAGGUCAGGGGUCAGGGGUCACAGCAGGGUGGAGCCAGGAGAAGAGACAAGGACUCGGACUGUGUCGUCCUAUAGACUCUUCUUCAUCAUCUUCAUCAUCCACUACAAGCACCAAACCCCGAGUCCAGUCUGUCUGCAGCGGGGAGGUCGCACGCACGCGCACACACACACGCACACACGCACACACGCGCACACGCGCACACACGCACACACACACACACACUUGAUGCCAAACCCCAGUGCUUUGUUAAACAGUUUGUGAUUCCAGGUUUUGGAAAGUUUUGUAUGAAAUGUUUGGAGAAACGCAGCGAGCUCAGUCUCAUGAGGCUGCAUCUGGGCCUCACAGGCUGGAACAGCGAUCAAUCAACAAUUCACUGACGCUUCAUUGAUCAGCUUUAAACCACCAGUAAGAAAAACUCCAGGUUAGAUUUGACUGUUGUGACUAAAGAAACAGAUCAUCAUCAUCGUCACUAAAGUUUCAGAUGAGCUCUUUAAGCUCGUUAAGUUCAGUUAGCAUCUCGUCUUCAGUUCUGAAUGUUCAGACGUGGAUCUGCAGCUCCUCUCCAGAGGUCAGAGGUCAGCCGUCUGAUCUGUGAAGCGCGUGUGAUUCGUUGAUCGUUAACGAAGCCGUUCGUUACUCGUCAGGUUCUGUGAGACGAGAAACCGAUGGAUUCAUCUCAUGUUUCUGUUACUGGGACCAGUUUCACCAGCAGAGGUCACUGGUUUCAAAGACGUCUCCACUCGACCUCGUCUGAUCCUUUCCGAUCAUCGACUUCACUGACACUGAACUAAACUUUAAACCAGGAGGAGUAGGAGCAGGAUUAAAGUCCAGAACAUCAGCUCCACCUCUUUAUUUUCCCAGCAGGCUUUGAGGUAAUGAAGUCCAGUCAAGGCGAUGAAGAUGAUGUAUGUUCAUGGUGAUGUAAAUGUGUUCAUUAGAGCGGACUCUGAAGCGUCUUCAUCCUGACACCAAAAUGACUUUUUUUUUCUAAACUUUUGCUAAAAGUGAAACUUUUUCUAUGAAACAAACAUGAAAAUGUGCCGAACACCCGAACGAUGCGUUCACUGCCAGCUGUCAGCCAGCGGCAGCUUUCAUUCACGUCUUCUGAUCUGUCUGAGCUCAGUUUCUUCCCUGUAUGGAAGCCCGAACCUGCCGGGAAAACGAUCAAAGUAAACGACAAAGAUAAAACACAUCCGUCGAAUUUAUGAGGUCAAAAUUAUUCUAAUGAUCCAAAGUCAUGAAAACUAAAAAAAAAUCAUUCCAGUUAUUAGACAAAUGAUUUACAGACAAAAUUAUAGAUAAUCGUAGGAUGGACACGAGAUAAUUAGUCAAAUUAGGACUUUUUAUCUGAUAUUUAUAACUUAAUGCCUCAAAAUGUUGAACUGGAAGGUCAAGAAUGAUUUUAUCACAAGUCACCGACUAAUAUCACACCAGUGAUAAUAAACAUCAUUAUUAUGAGGCACAAAGUCAGAUACACAAUAACAAGCUGCACACACACACACACACACACACACACACACACACACACACACACACUCACACACUCUCUCUCUCUCUCUCUGUGCCUCAGAAUGAUGACUAAAAAUGUCUUAAUCUACUUUUCUAAAACCUUUUCGAACGUGUCGAGUAGUUUUGUCUUUUCCGGGCGUUGGCGAGCUUCCGUAGCUUUAAAUGAAAGCGGCGGCAGUAAAAACCUUCCUGCUGCUGGGAGUUAAAAACGAGCUGAAACUUAAAGCACAUUUUGGGCUGAAACCACGCUGUGACUCUGCUGACGGACAGGUGAGGGGUCACCUGCUCACACCUGGUUCAGGUUUGAGACGACUUCCUUUAAGCCACGUUGAAUAAAACUGUUUGUUAAUGUCUUAAACUGAGUAAUUCAAGCGUUCUCUAAUCAGAAGCUGUUCCUGAAGAACAUUCAGCUCUUAAAAACUUUCCCAUCAUGCCCCUCUGCGUGUGGGGGCGUCGCCGGUACUUCCUGUUGUCGUCCGGUGUUUUUAAAAGUUCUUUUCUUUGGUGUGUUUGCUGACAGCCGAGUCUCUGUUCAAGCUUUGUAUUUAAUUUGUCAUGAUGUCGAAUUAUCAGUAAAAACAAGGAAACUCUC
Molecule: messenger RNA, 4830 nt
Organism: Chelmon rostratus (copperband butterflyfish)
Lineage: Eukaryota; Metazoa; Chordata; Actinopteri; Chaetodontiformes; Chaetodontidae
Gene: mindy1
Product: MINDY lysine 48 deubiquitinase 1
Exons: 12
Coding region: 1043-2803 (586 amino acids)
Biological process (GO): protein K48-linked deubiquitination
Cellular component (GO): cytosol; cell periphery
Molecular function (GO): cysteine-type carboxypeptidase activity; cysteine-type deubiquitinase activity; K48-linked deubiquitinase activity
Source: RefSeq, a predicted model, not a curated record